AUGGCCGACACGCUGAGGAGACUGACCAAUACAUCCUCCUACAGCGUCUUACAGGACAAGCUGGAGAGCUGGCACAAAGACUACCAUGUUAUUUCCUGUGACCAGAAUCUAAAUAGAUGCUGUGAGCUGAUUGAACUAACCGCCAAGAUCCAGGGCCAACUGUUCGCCAUCCUCAACCUCACAGCUGCUGAAGGCGGACACUACGCUGGCGUGGACACUCUGAAAACGCGGCUGCUGCCGUGGCUUGGGACCUGUUUCUCAAUGGCGAGGCCCUCAGUCACUGAUAACACCAGUCUACAGCUCAUGCAGGAUUCAGUGGAGAAGGACAUGAGGAUCAGGGAGCUCUCUGCCUCCCAUGAGAGUGACAUGCUGCAGAUGGACACUCAGCUGUGCUCCACUCGCCUGCAGUUGGACUCCGUCAGAGCGGAAUUGGUCAAUGCUCAGAAGCAACUGGAUGAGACAAAGAGCAAAUCAGCGACCACUCUGCUGGCCACUGAGGAUGAAAUACUGCAGCUGAAAGCAGAUUUGCGGUCCGCACAUGAGCAGGUGGAGAUUUAUAAGAGGAAGCUGGAGACUCUUGACUAUGACUAUGAGCGGCAGAUUCGCUUGCUGAAAGACGAAGUAUCUACUCUGAGCAUGGAGAAGGCCAUGCUGCAGGAGAGGCUGGUGAGAAGUCGUUCUCCGAGCCCUUUGCCGAGGCCCGGUUCCAGCCCCUUGAGGAGCGAGUCGCCCACCAGAGCUCAGCUCACUAACUCCUCCCGCUACGCACGCCUCGUAUCUCGCUUCAGUGACCUGUAUGCUGUGGAGCGGCUGGAGGCCCAGACCAUGCUCCGACGCCACAUUGUGGAUCUAGAGAUGGUCCAGAAAAUCAUCUUCAUUGCUGUCGUGGAAUCCUUUAAGACAGCAAAACUGGCUUAUCGUCAGUUCAAGCUGCGUGUGAGAAAGACGCUGUCUACAUCCCAUUUUGGGCCAGAAACUCUGGAGGAUGCAGCUGUGGAUUACAUGGUCAGAAACUUGGACCUCUAUGACGUUCAGUCCAGCGUCAACGAUGUGAUCAACGCCAUGAAUGUGAACCCUCGGAUCUCUUUCCCGCCAGAGGUGGACUUCGCUCUCAUUACUUCCCUGAUCAGGGAGACAUGCAGGGUGGCCUUUGCCAUGCAGACACUGGACCCUCAGCUUGACUUGGCCUUUGCCAGUGACGGAGAACUUUACAGCGACAGCAAGUAUCGUCGUAGCUAUGACUCCGAGUUCACUGCUCCUCUGGUGAUGUACCACGUGUGGCCGGCUCUGGUGGAAGGAGACGCUGUGGUGGUGAAGGGCGAGGCUGUGACCAGAAGGGGUGCUCUGUGGAGCAGAAGCCGCAGCAGUGUCAGCCCCGUGCGCUCUCGCUCUCUCAGCCCAACUCGCAGUCUUGCAUUUAACAGCAAAAGAAGCUUGUCUCCUGAACGUCUCACAGCCAGCCGCCUGUGACCUCUGGCCUUUCUGUCAACGCGACAAAAAUUUAUACCUGUUUUUGAUGUCGGUGAAAAUAACUUUAAAGUCUGAUUUCACCUUCAUGGUUACACUUAUG
This is a messenger RNA of Plectropomus leopardus (leopard coralgrouper), 1570 nucleotides long. It is a transcript of the gene spata18, whose product is annotated as spermatogenesis associated 18. Gene Ontology annotation, cellular component: mitochondrial outer membrane. Gene Ontology annotation, biological process: mitophagy by internal vacuole formation; mitochondrial protein catabolic process. The record is from RefSeq and is a predicted model, not a curated record. Lineage: Eukaryota; Metazoa; Chordata; Actinopteri; Perciformes; Serranidae.